CUCUGCGUUACUAUGGAAAUCCCGCCGCCAUCACCAUGUCGCUGCCGCAAGCCCCUCCGUCGCGAAUAUUCGUGGAACUAGUUCCCUGGGCUGACCGGGGACGGGAAAACAACCUGGUCUCGGGAGGAGAGACGCUGCCCGGGCUCCGCCGCCCCCGGGACCCCUCAGCACAGGGCCAGGCCGCGGCGCGCGAGGUGCACGUAAGCGGGAGCGCCGAGGUGUCUGCGAGCCCCGACCGCGCGCAGGUGGCGGUGAGGGUGAGCAGCACCAAGGAGGUGGCCGCUGAGGCCAAGAAGAGUGUUUGCCGCCGCCUGGACUACAUCACGCAGAGCCUCCAGCAGCAGGGGCUGCAGGCAGAAAAUGUAACUGUAAUGAAGGAAUUUAGAAGAGUGGAAAAUGCUUAUCACAUGGAAGCAGAGGUCUCCAUUACAUUUACUGAAUUUGGAAAAAUGCAAAAUAUUUGCAACUUUCUUGUUGAAAAGCUAGAUAGCUCUGUUGUCAUCAGCCAACCCCAGUUCUAUCAUACUACAGGUGCUAUUGAGAAUCUUCGACGGCAAGCCUGUCUUGUUGCUGUUGAGAAUGCAUGGCGCAAAGCUCAAGAAGUUUGUAACCUUGUUGGCCAAACCCUAGGAAAACCUUUAUUAAUCAAGGAAGAAGAAACAAAAGAGUGGGAAGGCCAAAUAGAAGAUCACCCAUCAUCCAGACUCUCAAGUUCAUUAACUAUACAACAAAAAAUUAAAAGUGCAACAAUACAUGCUGCUUCUAAAGUAUUUGUAACUUUUGAAGUAAAGGGGAAAGACAAGAAAAAAAAACAUCUCUGACAUUCUAAACAAUAUGUUGUGUUUGUAUCUUUUUUUCUAUUUUUAUACAUUUUAUGUUUCCUUUUAUUCCUCAGUAUUUAUACUGUAUAGUACAUAUGGUUCCUUCCUCUAAUCUGUCAAACCUGGAAUAUAGUCCCACAGAAUACUUAUGAUUACUGGCUAUUUUCAAAAACUUACCCUGGGAAAUAAAUAUGUUUGCACACUUUCUUAAUGACAAUUCAUAGAAGUGUAUGUGUAUCUAAUUUUUAUAUUUCUACUACAGAAAAAAAUAUUGACAAGGUAUUGACAUGAUUCUUAACAUUACUGAAAAUAAUGAUGAGCAGUGCCUAACUUCUGAUAAAAAGGUAAUGAGAUAUAGAGGAAAAUAUUUUGAGGCCAAAAAUAAAAGACCAGACUCUUUUCAUCAGAAUUCCUUUGAUUAUACACACCACUGUCCACUAUAGAUAUAAUGCAAGCUACAAUGUAUUAUAA
Talpa occidentalis (Iberian mole) is the source of this 1292-nucleotide messenger RNA. It is a transcript of the gene IRAK1BP1, whose product is annotated as interleukin 1 receptor associated kinase 1 binding protein 1. The transcript is spliced from 4 exons. The coding region runs from base 36 to 821 and encodes 261 amino acids. Lineage: Eukaryota; Metazoa; Chordata; Mammalia; Eulipotyphla; Talpidae. The record is from RefSeq and is a predicted model, not a curated record. Gene Ontology annotation, biological process: canonical NF-kappaB signal transduction; immune response.